Messenger RNA from Adineta ricciae, 297 nucleotides. The record is from the annotation of a GenBank genome assembly. NCBI's taxonomy places the organism in Eukaryota, Metazoa, Rotifera, Eurotatoria, Adinetida, Adinetidae.
AUGGUAACGUGGCAUCUAAAUAUUUUUCGACGCCGACCACAUCCUGCUCGAUAUUAUCAAGUAUUCGGUCGAGAACCUGAACAAUCAUGGCCAAUGGUUUGCGCUCAAUGUUUAGUUGGAGGAUUUAAAUGUAUAAUAUAUUAUGGUAUUCUCUAUUUGAUUAUUAAAUGGUAUUUAUGGCCAGCAGUUGUACCGAAUCUAAUGAAAUAUGAAUUCGCACAGAAAACAAUGAACCAAUCUUCGAUUCUUCUGGAUCGAUUAAAACCGAAUAGAAAAAUACUAUUCGAUUCCGAUUGA